Messenger RNA from Clupea harengus (Atlantic herring), 2502 nucleotides. RefSeq names its product histidyl-tRNA synthetase (gene hars). NCBI's taxonomy places the organism in Eukaryota, Metazoa, Chordata, Actinopteri, Clupeiformes, Clupeidae. The record is from RefSeq and is a predicted model, not a curated record. Gene Ontology annotation, molecular function: histidine-tRNA ligase activity; RNA binding; ATP binding. Gene Ontology annotation, cellular component: cytosol; mitochondrion; cytoplasm. Gene Ontology annotation, biological process: histidyl-tRNA aminoacylation; mitochondrial translation.
CGGGGAGGUUCAGUUCAUUCAGAUACACCGGUCCGUGAGAAAAGCACCAUGGCUGACAAGGAGCAGAUACAACAGGCCAUCAAAGAGCAAGGAGAGGUCGUCAGGAAGCUCAAGACCGAAAAAGCCAGUAAGGAACAGCGAUAGGGUUGCUGAUCACUUUUCUCCUGUUCUUACUGCCUGUUGCCACGGAUACCAUCCUCCACCAUCAUCUCCUCAACUUGCUCUGUCUCCUGGUACGAUUCCAAAUCUGAUGCGUCCCUGAACUGCUGCACCGCCUGACCAUUUGGAAUGACCUGUGACCUGUCUUCAAUGAUGCAAUGACCUCCAUGGUGCGCCAUGAUAUGUCACCUCAACAUGGGGACCUUUUUUGUGCCGUCACACUGAUGGUGUGCCAAUGAACUGAACACGCCUAUCCUCUAUUUUUCUUGUCUUUUUUUUUUCUUGUCUUUUCUUCUGUCUUUUGCACUGCUGGUUUUUUUUUUUUUUUGUCAUCAUCAUGAUGACUGUAUUGCGACUGACUGCUCUGACUGCUCCGCGUGUCUAUGAUGGACUCAUUGGCCGAUGCGCUGGACCUUUGACGCACUUGGCACGGUCUCUCUCUGGGAUGACCGUUCCACAGAUUGAUGAGGAAGUGGCCAAACUCCUACAGCUGAAAUUGCAGUUAGGAGGAGAUGAAGGCAAACACGUGUUCGUUCUCAAGACCCCUAAGGGCACCAGGGACUACAACCCAAAGCAGAUGGCCAUCAGGGACAAAGUGUUUAAGACCAUCAUCAACUGCUUCAAGCGCCAUGGAGCCGAGACCCUUGAUACUCCGGUCUUUGAACUCAAAGAAACGUUAACAGGGAAGUACGGUGAAGACUCCAAACUCAUCUAUGACCUGAAAGACCAGGGAGGGGAACUCCUGGCUCUGAGGUAUGACCUCACUGUGCCCUUUGCCCGUUUCCUGGCCAUGAACAAGAUCACUAACAUCAAGCGUUACCACAUCGCCAAGGUGUAUCGCCGUGACAACCCAGCCAUGACCCGUGGACGCUAUCGCGAGUUCUACCAAUGCGAUUUUGACAUUGCUGGCCAGUAUGACCCCAUGAUUCCUGAUGCAGAGUGUCUGAAGAUUGUCUACGAGAUCCUGAGCGAGCUGGAACUGGGAGAGUUCCUUAUCAAGGUGAACGACAGGAGGAUCCUGGAUGGCAUGUUUGAUGUGUGUGGAGUUCCUCAAGAACAGUUCCGUACCAUCUGCUCUUCUGUGGACAAACUGGACAAGGUGUCUUGGGAGGAGGUGAAGAAUGAGAUUGUGAAGGAGAAAGGCCUCACAGAGGAGGUGGCAGAUCAGAUUGGAGAGUAUGUCAACAUUAAAGCCGGAGGGAGUGACCUGGCGGAGAAGCUGUUGCAGGACCCUAGACUGUCAAAGAGUAAAGCGGCCGUUGCCGGCCUCACGGAUAUUAAACUGCUUUUCAGCUACCUGGAGCUGUUCCAGACCACAGACAAGGUGGUGUUUGACCUGUCCCUCGCCCGCGGGCUGGAUUACUACACCGGUGUGAUCUACGAGGCCAUCCUGACCCAGGCAGGUGUGGCCCCAGUCCCUGCCCCUAAGGACGCCAAUGGCAGCGCGGGAGACGAAGGUCCCGUCAACGUGGGGAGCGUCGCCGGGGGCGGUCGCUAUGACGGCCUGGUCGGGAUGUUCGACCCCAAGGGCCGAAAGGUUCCGUGCGUGGGUGUCAGCAUUGGCAUUGAGAGGAUCUUCUCCAUCGUGGAGCAGAAGGCGGAGGCUUCGGCAGAGAAGGUACGCACGACAGAAACACAGGUGCUUGUAGCCUCAGCUCAGAAGAACCUUCUAGAAGAGAGGCUCAAACUCACCUCAGAGUUGUGGAAUGCAGGAAUCAAGGUGGAGGUGUUGUACAAGCGUAACCCAAAACUCCUAAGCCAGCUGCAGCACUGUGAAGACACGGGGAUCCCACUGGUAGCCAUCUUAGGAGAGCAAGAGCUCCGUGACGGCGUCGUCAAGCUGCGCAAUGUCGCCAACCGAGAAGAGGUGGAUGUGUCCAGAGCAGACCUGGUGGAGGAAAUCAGGAAGAGGACCUCUGAGUCUUAAGGCCACCCAACCAAAUAUAGCCAAACCCAUCUGACUGAAUCCGUCUUACCAUCAUCUAUCAUCUCUCGCUCGUACACACACGCUUGACUUUUACAUCAUUCUCACACACACACACAUACAUACAUACAUGUCUGACUUUUACAUGAAGUUUGAAUGAAUUUCUUUUUCUGUCUAAUCGCCCCAGCGUAUGUUCAGGUAGGACUAAUGUGGGUCUUUGAAAUGCAGCUGUGUCCCACUGAGCAUGGAGUGGACCCCACUUGUUUUGGGUUAAGCGGAGUCCAACCAGCUGCUGUCUGCUAAAGACCACAAGGAUCUGCUUCUGUGACCAUUUCUGUUCUACACUCUCAUGGUCCACUGAGGAUUUAACUUGUAACAAUAAAGACGCCCAUCAGAAGUCAUCAUCGGAUCAUGACAAA